GAGAGACAGAGGGACUCUGCACACACACACACACACACACACACACAGAGUCAUUCCUCCCAGCCCGCCGUGUCUUCACUAACGGGACAAGUUUAGACCUCCGGGAUUUCUCUGCUUUUCCUCUCGCCUCCAUGUGAACAUCUCGACCCGGACUGAGGACAUUUACUCCAGCUGAAAGGAUGAUGUUGACAAUGAUGGGAGGCGGCCACGGCCGAAGGUGCAGCCCUCGCUAGAAUCGCACUUUCUCCCCCGACUUCACCCCUCCACCGUCAUCCACUUUCGCCGUCCCUCCCCCCGGUGCCAUGGCCAACCACCUGGAGCUGAUCCAGGAGCUGCAGCAGCUGGACAAGGUGCCCAGCCUGGAGAGGCUGCGGGCAGCCCAGAAGCGCCGCACCCAGCAGCUGAAGAGAUGGGCUGUGUACGAGAAGGAGAUGCAAAACAAGAAGCGAAAGGCGGACAAGAAGAGUCGCAAUGCCAGCAGCCUCCAGCAGGAGUCCAAGAGGCAUGUGUCGUUCGCUGCCAGCGUGGCACUUCUGGAGGCGUCGGCCAGGAAUGAUCCGGAUGAAGUGCGCUACCUGCUAAAGAACAAUGUGAGUCCAGACCUCUGCAAUGAAGACGGUCUCACCGCCCUGCAUCAGUGUUGUAUCGAUAAUUAUGAGGAGAUGGUGAAGAUCCUGCUGGACCGAGGAGCCAGCGUCAACGCUCAGGACAACGAGCUGUGGACGCCGCUGCACGCCGCUGCUACAUGUGGCCACGCGGGACUGGUCAAGAUCCUCAUUGCACACGGUGCAGAUUUGCUGGCGGUCAACUCUGAUGGUAACAUGCCCUACGACCUGUGUGAAGACGACCCAACACUGGACAUCAUCGAGACGGCUAUGGCCAACAGAGGCAUCACCCAGGAGAUGAUCAACGAGACACGAGCAUCAACAGAGAGGAGGAUGCUGGGAGACAUUCAGGAACUGCUGAGACAGGGAGAGGAGGUCAACCAGCAAGACUCUCAGGGAGCCACGCUGCUCCACAUCGCAGCAGCAAAUGGCUACGUGCAGGCUGCAGAGCUGCUGCUGGAGGGGGGAGCUCGCAUGGAUCUGAGAGAUUCAGAUGGAUGGCAGCCUCUUCAUGCUGCAGCGUGCUGGGGUCAGAUGCAUGUGGCAGAGCUGUUGGUCUCUCAUGGAGCCAGUCUCAAUGCCAAGACCUUCCUAGAGGAGACCCCCAUUGAUCUAUGUGAGGAUGAGGAGUUCAGAGCCAUCCUGCUGGACCUGAAACAUAAACAUGACAUUAUCAUGAAGUCGCAGCUCAAACACAAGACCUCGCUGUGUCGGCGGACGUCCAGCGCAGGCAGUCGUGGAAAAGUGGUGCGGCGAGCCAGCCUGUCGGACCGACACAAUUUGUGCCGUAAAGAGUACGAGACGGAGGCCAUCGUGUGGAGGGGAGGGAGGGAGGAGGAGGAUGAAAAAGAGAAGGAGUCUGAUCAGGAGAACAACCAGGUGGUUCAUGUCAAGCCAGCCGUAGCUGUGGAGCUGCCAGACAAGCCCAUGCUGCCCACUAUCCUCAAAGAUGGCAACAACAAACAGAACGGCCUCAUCUCCACGACGGCGUCCAUGCCGCCGCAACAGCCCUCAAAUGGCAACACGCCAUCGUCUGAUAAGGGUGGGGUCGUCACCACCCAGCCCACCCAGGAGGAAGCCUGGCCGCGAGAGCGUGCUCAGACUCUGUCGGAGCUCAAGAAACAGAGAGCCGCCGCCAAAUUGUUGAAUCACCCCUUGUUCAACGGUCACCUAGGUAACGGCUCCACAGACUCCUUCACUGAUGCCAAAACCAACUCCGAGGACCCCCGCAUGCCGCUGGUCUCCUCCAACGGCAACGCGGUUUACUACACGCCGGCCAGCGGCGACCCGCCCCUCCUCAAACUGAGACAGCCAUUGGAGGAAGAGCAGCCGAAGGUGCGGACCUGCUGCUGCGUGUCGUAGCGCCCCGGUCACGUGACUGUUGACGGAACAGGAAGUGUUUGCACUGAGAGAAGGGAAAGCAGGAACAUCCUGUCAGAGGGAGGAGAGGAAGGAAGGAAAGAUGGAGUGUUCCUGUCUUUUGCCAUCCUCUUCCUCCCCUCCUUGAAACUUCUCCCAGGGAAGAUGGUCGGAUGAAGAAGGUGUAGAAACUUACCCUUGUACCUCCCUACCACGUGACUCCUGCUUGGAGACACCUUCCCCAAAUGCAAGCAAGUGUCAAGUGUAGCAGAGAAGAAGAAAGGAACUGAGCAGUGCCACUUUUUUCCUCCAGAAGUCAUUGGAUUAAAAUUCCUUCUCAUAUGUGGAGUCUCUCUACAUGACAUGCCAAAUGGAUAGAAGAGUGCAAGAAGUUGUCUCUUUGGCCCUGCUGUCCCUGCGCUCCGUUAAGAAUUAAGGUGUAGACUGUUUUUUCAAAAGCUUUUCACCCUUGAAAAGGUUCAGAAGUGUUGAAUCAGGAAAGCAGAGAAGAUCAAGGUACAAGGUGCAUGUUCUGCCCUCCGAGAUGAAGAUGGAAAAGAGUUUUUUAACCCUACAUACGGAUUGUGAUUGUGUAAUUAAACAGCAUUUUCUGCAGGACAAACUCACAUUGUUGUCAAACCACACUGUUCUGCUUUUUUUGUCAUAUUCUCGUCACUUUCAAACAUGCAGGAAGGCCAUCACAGAACGUCCGGAUGUAUUGUGUCACAUCAUGUUGUACUACAACAUAUCAUAGACGUAGCAAAAAGAGAUCUGCGACAUCUCUUUUGAAGUAUCUAUCUUGUUAUGUACUGCCUGCAUAAGUAAAGGGAAGGAACGCCAUACAACAGUGUUAACAUAUUCAGGAAGUGUACUUCUACAGCGAGAGAUAAGUAUAGCAGUGCACUAGUGUUUGAGACUGUCACUAUAUUCUGUCUACUAUUCAUCACCUCGCCGUCCUCUCACAUCAACCCUGAACUGACAGGUCAUGCUCUGUUUUCUGCACAACCCACUUUGUGCUCUCUCGUUUAGAUUAUUUAAGCAAACAUGGUUGAAAAUUACUGUACAUUUCUUUAUUUAUGAAAUUAAUGUAAUGUGUAAAAAAACAAAAAACAUUAUGGUUCCUAAAGUUGAGUGUAUUUAUUAUUUGGAUGGUGUGUGGCCAGUGUGAAUGCAAUAUAAGAUGAGCUGGAGUGUCUUCCAGCAAAGCACCUUCUGACAUGGAAGAUCGAACGUUCAGCUGAUAAAGUUUAGGGUUCCUGUCUGCUAUAUGUACAUGUUAUUAAAAUCACACAAGCAAGCCGUCCUGUCGGGAUGGAUUUCAUAUUUGUGUCACUACAAAUAACUUUGUUAUUUGUUUUUGUUCUGUUGUUCCUUUUCUGGUGGCCAUUGUGUGGCUUUAUCCCAGUCACUGUGUUUGCUAACAAAAAUUGUAAAUGUUAGGUAAUGAAUCACUAAGUAUAAUAUGAGUUUCUGAAGAUACACAUGGACUCUAUGCUUGCCUCAUUUUUUUUUUUUUUAAACAUUAAUCCACAUGUGGAUCUGGUCUGUAGUGAGCCCACACUGUUAUGUCAGGUGUCCUUUUGUGGGUUCAACACAAAAUAUUAAACUUGCCAACCCGAAAACGAGUAAUAGAAGUAGUUUCUCUGCUUAAUUAAAAGGAGUGGUUUGACAUUUUGGGAAAUGUGCUGAAGACCGAUAGCGCUCAUGUCUGUAUGCUCUGUCUCCUGGCAUUUAUUAAAUCCUAAAAACUCAUCUCUGUUCAUCAAUAUUACAAAUGUAGAAGUUUUUCCAGGAAAGCAAUCCCUUCAUACUUUAAAUGGCUUUGAUGUAACUCUACACCUUUGCCUUCAUUUAGUAUGCAGGGAUCUAUGAAUGUGCAAUUAGUCUCCUCUCUCUCCAUCCACCCCUCCACCGCUCGCCUGCAGCUCUGUGAUACUGAGCGCACCUGCUCACCUCCGACUGCUCAUCAAACACACAAACCUCUGCUUGUUUUCUGGUUUGCUAGCAACUGCACGCUAGAAUGGCAAGUGGUACUAUAGGAGUAAAGUGUCCCAGGAAGUCUAUUAUUCCUUCAGCGAACCUGCUGCUGGUUCCAGUUUUCAUAUUCAACAGAGAUAGUAUCAGCCUCUUCAUCUAACUCUCUGCAAGAAAGCCAAUAAAUGUAUUCCCCAAAAUGUUGCACUACUCCUUUUACCUAAUAGCAGCUUCUCUAAUCUCCUUGUGAGUGCCAAAGAGUCUUCCAUGAAUUAGAAAAACAACUUCACUUGUAAGGUCUUCUUUGCCAUUAUAGAGAUUUGUUUGUUUCCCUUUUAAACAUGUGACUACCCACAAUGCCACUAUCCCCUUUGUCCCCACAACAUCAGCUGUACAGUGUCAAAUAUUUGUACAGAUGCAUUUGUAAAUAUGUUUGUAUUAGCAUCCCCUUAUCUGUUCCCAUGAACUGCAUUUGCAUAUCUGUGUUGUUACUGUUGAACAUAUAGGAAAAUACAAUUACAAUGAUGGAAAAUGUUAGACGUUUGGUUGUCAAGGGGGAAACUGUGAGUCUAUGUAGACCCCCCUUAGUAGUCCAGCAGUCUAAAAUCUGUCGGUGUCAUCAUCUUAUUUAAUAUUUUCUCGGUGACCAGUGUCCAUGGCUGAUUUUUUUUCCGUGCAAUUUUCUGCAAAGGUCAGUUUUCAGUGUGCUCUCGUAGGAGGCAGUCUGUCUUUCAGCUCAAUUUGAGGAAGCGCAAAUUAAGUCACGGUCAGUGAGAUUGCUAUGUCCCCUGCUUCUGGUUCCUUUAGCCCUGUGUUCAAGACAGUGGCAUCAUCUUAUGAGUCAUCUGAAAUUCAUUUAAAGUUACUCCAGAUCACGUGUGUUUCAGCUGCUGCAAUCAGUUCCAUUGAAAUUUCACUUCUUCCUCCUUAAUAACGAAAGUCAGCCACAUUGAAUUGGAAUUCUGAACUACGGCCCGGUCAGUAUUAGCCAGAAAGGGACAGUCAGCUGUUAAAAGCCCCCUGUGUUCUCACAAUAUGAUCAAAGCUUGUGUUUGUCUGCAAGCCUCGUUGUCUAUAAAAGAAAAGAUUAUAAAGAUGAAAAACUACUGAUUUUGUAAUUACUGGAAUAUAUUGAUGGUUGCAUUAACAUAUUUUGAAUAAAUUG
Chelmon rostratus (copperband butterflyfish) is the source of this 5103-nucleotide messenger RNA. RefSeq names its product protein phosphatase 1, regulatory subunit 16B (gene ppp1r16b). The coding region runs from base 303 to 1967 and encodes 554 amino acids. Gene Ontology annotation, cellular component: cytoplasm. Gene Ontology annotation, molecular function: protein binding; protein phosphatase regulator activity; enzyme inhibitor activity. The transcript has 11 exons. Gene Ontology annotation, biological process: regulation of sprouting angiogenesis; establishment of endothelial barrier. The record is from RefSeq and is a predicted model, not a curated record. NCBI's taxonomy places the organism in Eukaryota, Metazoa, Chordata, Actinopteri, Chaetodontiformes, Chaetodontidae.